AUGUCACCGCAGAGCAGCACGGAUGUUUCGCCCCAAAGUUCCGUUGGCACUGGUCGCAGUACACCACUUACCGAGUGCGACUCUGAAGAACUUGCUGCAACCUGUCCAGUGGGAAAACGUGAUAUCAGCGACGUUUUGUCAGAACUCUUCGCCGAGAAUGUGACAGCCAAAGCACUUCGUACCGCACACGCCGCACUGUCUGCGCUCCCACACGAGUUUCCAGAGAUUGUUCCGAUGAACCAAGAGUCAAAUGGCAAAUAUAGUCUUCGACCGGCAGACUUUUGGACUUGUGGUUUCUUUCCGGGAACGUUAUACGCAGUCUUAGAAAGGCUCAUUAAGUAUCCGCAAAGCGUUCAAGCCAGCGAAUCAAUAAGCAAAGAAAACCUUCGCCGCGAGUUCGCCUCUCUCUGUGAGACUUGGAUCGAACCGAUUCGGAAAAUGGACAGCCGUACGGAUACGCAUGAUCUAGGUUUCAUCAUCAUGCCGGCACUUCGAGCUGACUGGGAACUCCUUGGAAAUCAACAUAGCCUAGCCUCGAUCAUUCGUGCGGCCCAUAGUCUAGCAACCAGAUACGUCCCAUCGUCAAAGGCCAUCAGGAGCUGGGAUCUGCUUCGGAAGAAAGAUAUCGAGAUUAUAGACCAAGAGAGCAACAUGAUCGUCAUCAUUGAUAGCUUGUGUAACCUCGACUUGCUGUACUAUGCUGCUCAUCAUUCUGGAGAUGUGAACUUGGCGCAUAUGGCGACAGAGCAUGCAAAGACCGUGUUGAAAACACACCUUCGGCCGGAAAAAUCACUUCAGCCUUGGGCAGUUGGCGAGUCGGAGGCAUAUCAAGGCCAGUGGUAUUCAACUUGCCAUGUCGCAAAUCUCGAUCCAAGGACAGGAGAGCUCAAAGCGCGUCUUACAGCGCAAGGCUACUCGAAAGACUCAACUUGGUCUCGCGGGCAAGCCUGGGCUAUCAUGGGGUAUGUGGAGACGUACGGCUGGACCAAAGAUCGAGUAUUCCUUGAGACGGCGUGUGGCUUAGUUGAGUACUUUCUCCAUCGCUUGUGGACUGCUCCAGCAUCUGUACUCUGCGGAAGACAUGUCCCUCUGUGGGACUUCGAUGCGCCACUGGAUGAUGAGCGAAUGCCACUACGAGAUUCCUCUGCAGGUACCAUUGCUGCAAAUGGACUUCUUGGGCUUUCUCAAGCGCUGCUGGGAGUUCAGGAACCGGCACUUGCAUCGAGAUAUCUUGAAGCAGCGGUUGCAAUCAUUGAAGGCACUCUCAACUUUGCGUUGGCAUUUGAGAAGACGUGCCUGGUGCAGGAUGCGAAUAGUAAGAUCAGCGCAGAAGAGACCAUUGCUGGGAGUCGCUUCGACGGGAUUUUGAAGUUUGCAACUGCCAAUAAUAACGCUACCGCCAAGAAACGAUAUGCAAAUCAUGCUCUGGUGUACGGAGAUUACUACCUUGUGGAGUUUGGCAACAGGCUUUUGCGAAUGGUUCUGGCAUAG
Messenger RNA from Cercospora beticola, 1491 nucleotides. RefSeq lists its product as uncharacterized. Lineage: Eukaryota; Fungi; Ascomycota; Dothideomycetes; Mycosphaerellales; Mycosphaerellaceae. Gene Ontology annotation, molecular function: chondroitin hydrolase activity. Gene Ontology annotation, biological process: polysaccharide catabolic process. The record is from RefSeq and is a predicted model, not a curated record.